Rhipicephalus sanguineus (brown dog tick) is the source of this 519-nucleotide messenger RNA. RefSeq names its product lysine-specific histone demethylase 1B-like. Gene Ontology annotation, molecular function: oxidoreductase activity. The transcript has 5 exons. NCBI's taxonomy places the organism in Eukaryota, Metazoa, Arthropoda, Arachnida, Ixodida, Ixodidae. The record is from RefSeq and is a predicted model, not a curated record. The coding region runs from base 1 to 519 and encodes 172 amino acids.
AUGGUGAACCGUUUGGUGUUCAACAGUAUCAUCCGUUCUUCGGGCUGCACAAAGCGUGUGCUGGUUGUGGGUGCGGGCCCUGCUGGCCUAUCGGCAGCGCGGCAUCUGCACCGGCUGGGCAUGCAGGUGACGGUGCUCGAGGCCUCGGACCGUAUUGGGGGGCGAGUGCGCGACGACACAUCCUUCGGCGUAUGCGUCGGCAUGGGUGCCCAUAUCGUCACAGGCGUCACCAACAGCCCCUUGACGACGCUGUGCCUGCAGUCUGGCCACGGCAUGCGGCUCAUUCGCGACCACUGUGACCUGUACACAACGGCGGGGCACAUGGUGCCGACAGAGUGCGACCGCCGCGUUGAGUUCCACUUCAAUGCCAUGCUGGAUGCCGCGUGGGACCAGAACGAGCGGUUCCCCCAGUUCAGCGGGCAGCACGCCCUCAUCCCGGACGACUUCGGCUGUCUCCUGCAGGCCCUGGCCGAAGGUCUCGACGUCCGCUAUGGCCACAAGCAAGCGUCCCGGCAGUGA